Molecule: messenger RNA, 1134 nt
Organism: Dovyalis caffra
Lineage: Eukaryota; Viridiplantae; Streptophyta; Magnoliopsida; Malpighiales; Salicaceae
Source: the annotation of a GenBank genome assembly
AUGGCGACGAGGUAUAGCUCCAGGUUACGAAAGAGAAAGUGUGUUGAAGAAAUAUCACCCAUACUCGCACUACCAGCUGAAAUCUUCAUCGACAUUUUUCUAAGCCUCCCUGUCGAGACUAUAAUGCAGUGCAGGUCGGUUUGCAAAACUUGGCGUGACUUGCUUUCAACUCCUUAUUUUGCACACCUGCACUUUUCCAAGGCACAACCCAGAAGCCUCUUGUUUUUUUGUCCUUGUUCAGGCAUAAAAACUAGCAAAAAAUCUAAGCGAUUUUAUUGUGAUAUCCAUAGUCGUCGUAGCAGUAAUAUCAAUGAUGCCACGGUGAGCACGCCAGCGAAACUUAACCUCCUGAAAUUCACCGAUCAUGGCGAAGUUGUGGGUUCGAGUAAUGGCUUGCUUUGUAUUUCGGAAAUUGUCCGUAAGAACAAACUUUACAUCUGCAAUCCUCUUACAGGAGAAUACGUUGAGAUUCCUGGACCAGAAGUAGAGAAAGGAUGGCAUGCUUCUAAACCAAUUGAGUUUUUCUAUAGUCCACAAAAGAACCAGUACAAGAUUCUAAUGUAUAGAGAAAGAAAAGGUCAUGGCUUUCAAAAAUCAGGACAGAUUUUCACACUUGGAAGCAAUUCUUGGAGAAAUAUUGAUAUCCCAGAACACCGUAAGCUUCACACAGCUAAGCGAUAUAUAAGCUCUUUUGACAUGGAGAAUGAACAAGCCCGGAGUAUUGCAGUUCCUGAUCAUAUAGACCUGAGUACUGCCUGUUUAGUGGUGUUAGGGAAUUUUUUGUGUUUAUAUGAUAAUGGUUACCCUCAAUUUAGCAUAUGGCUGAUGAAAGAAUAUGGAGUUGAGGAGUUUUGGAAACAUUAUGUUGUUCAAAGAUCACCAAAUUCUCAUUAUAGACCAAUUACAGUAAAAGAAGAUGGCAGCAUUUUGAUGAAACAUAAUUCAACGACUUUGAUUUCAUAUGAACCAGAGACAAAAAAAUCUAGAGCACUGUAUCAGUUUGGCCCUACAGGUGUUGUUCUUCACACUCCAUCCUUUGUUUCCUUAAAAGAUCUUUUGAUUGGAGGCUGCUGCAAGGUUCUUAAUGUUAGGGACAGGAAAAGACGCUCAACAAUUAACAUUCUGGAGUUCUAG